Phytophthora nicotianae INRA-310 is the source of this 279-nucleotide messenger RNA. RefSeq lists its product as hypothetical. The transcript has a single exon. Lineage: Eukaryota; Oomycota; Peronosporomycetes; Peronosporales; Peronosporaceae. The coding region runs from base 1 to 279 and encodes 92 amino acids. The record is from RefSeq and is a predicted model, not a curated record.
AUGCGUCUUACCAACAUCUUCUCUGUGACUAUUGUGGCCAUUCUCCAUUCCGGCAGCACCGCUCUCCCUUUGAUCACGGACCCGAAGACUUUGGUCGCUAGCGAUGCCUCGACUGAUGUUGUCGCUCUUCUGCAAACCAAUGGAGGGCGGCUGUUGCGACGUGUUGGAUAUGAUGAUGAAAGUGAGAUCGAGGAAGAGAGAGGCUUCGGGGAGGUGAAAAAGGCGGCGAGUAAACUGAACCCAGUUAAAGCUGCGAAAAAGACCGCCAAGUUAAAAUAG